AUGAACGCACGCGGGACAGCCAGGCGUGGCCCCAGCGCGGCGGCGGUGGCGCAGGCGGCGCAGUCGCGUGAGCGCUUGGGCGGCGAGCUGGCGGCUGUGGCGGCAAGGCUUGCGGGCAAGACUCAGGCCACCCUGCUGAAGCUGUUUGAUCCUGCGCUGCUCAACCUGCUGCACUCGGGCACCGAAUUCCUGCUGGCCAACUGCCAGCCCGGCACUGUGGCAGGGCGCAUGCAGGGCAUGGAGACGCUGGUCGCCGACGACGCGCAGCGCGCCGACAGCCCCCGGGAGAACCCGGCCCAGCAGAAGCUGCCCGAGGCGGAGCCGUCCGAGCUGCAAUUCAAGACGCUAAGAUCCAUGGUGUUCCUCGCCCCCUCGUUCCUGGCGGAUGAGCGCUGGAGCGGCUGGCGCGCGGGCCUGCGGCUGCCGCACGGCAAGAGCGAGUUGAUGAAGGGGUUCGAGGACCUCGCGUCCCUGGCCCUGAAGCGAAAGCUGCUGGCCUGCAUGCACCCCUUUGACUCAGAGGCGUUGCAGGCCGCCACGCGCGAGAGGCUGAGGGCCAGCGAGGCGGCGGGCGACCCUAUUAUCAAGCUGCUUAUGAAGCAGUCCGACCUCAUGCGGGAGACCGUGCGGGACGACGGCUCCUUCGACUUUGACGCGGCGGCGAACGUGCUGGAGACCACGCUUCUCAGCACUGGCAUCAUCAACGUGAUGGCCGAGGACGACCUUCUCACAGACCCGGUCGUCGACUUGCGGCAGCAGAGCGGUGCUGACGCCACCACGAUGCCCCUGCGCAUCCGCCACGUGCUUGGCAGCCUCCAGCUAACGGCCAUGUUGCAGCCGUGGGACCCCGCCACAGCGAUGCCCGUCGUCGGCUCUCUGCUGGCGCACUCCUUCAUGGCGGGCAAGGGGUACGCCGCGCCGCUGCAAGCCGUGGCGGUGUCCGGCAGGGCGUCGGCGGUGGUGGUGUCGACAAUGGCCAUGGGGCCGGACCUGGAGACGUUCCUCAGCGACCUGAGUGCGCGGGUCGAGCUGCCAAGGGCGCGCGACAUGCUGGGCGCCACCCUGGCGUUCACCCUGGGCUCCAGCCUGCUCAAGGCGCUGCAGGAGCUGCACGGCCACGAGAUUGCGCACCGCGCUCUGCACCUGAGCGACAUCAUCUACAAGGGCGUCGACGCCGCCGCCAUCGCGGAGGCCGCUAACAGCGGCGCGGGCCUCAGCGCACUGGCGGAGAAGCUGGCCGGCUCGCGCCUGCUCAUCGACGGGUUCAGCUGCGCCGCGCCCACCGUGCUGUGCGACCUGGUGGACGAGGGCACGCCUGCGCGGCAGCUGCUUCCCAGCGCCGCCUACCGCCGCGCGGCCCCGGAGCUUUGGCGCCAAUCCGUGGAGGCCGUGCCGGCGGGCGACAUUGCGGCCUGCCCCGCGGACAUCUGGAGCGCGGGCACCAUCAUCUACACCAUCGCCAGGCUGGGAGGUGUCUACAUCGGGGCCGGCGGCGCAGACGACGCCGCGGCCGACGCGUUCAGGUUCCAGGCCGUAGAAGGCGGGGAGUCCUGCGAGGCCGCGCUGCUGGCGCAGGCCAAUGCCAUGCGUGCCCACGUGUUCCAGGGGCUGGACCACAAUGAUGAGCUGCGGGUCCCGGUCCUGUGGAUGCUGAGCGCAUCUCCUGGCGACCGCCCCACCGCCGCCGCGGCGCUCAACUCACUGGCGCUCACCAAGCCGGCGCUGGAGGCGCAGUUCGCACAGCUGGAGGCGGACGCCCAGCCGGCGGCGGCAGAGCUGGCGGCGGACGAGCUGGCGGCCACCACGCUCCUGGGGCAGCUGGCGGCGGAGAAGCGGCUGGCAGAGGAGGGCGAGGCCGGGGCCACGCCCCCGGGGCUGAGCGGCGGGGAAGAAGGCGAGGCGGCAGGAGUCGCGUCGGCGGCGGGCCCCAGGUCAGCGGCGGCCUCUGGCGCAGGUGCAGGGCCCUCCAAUUGUGCGGCUGCGGCCGCGGGUGAUGCGCGCGCCCGCGCCGCGCCUGUUGGGUCGGCCGCGGCGGCGGAGGUGGCUCCGGAGCCGCCCGUGCCCAUCGCCCGCUCACGGGCGCACCGGCAGCUGCCUGCCUGGAUGCCGGCCAGCAUGCAGGGCAGCGGCGGGGGCGUGGGCCUGCACAACGACUCAGGGCAGGCCAGCUGCGCCGACGGCGCCGGCAAAGAGCAGGAGCAGAUGCAGCAGCAGGCGCAGGCGCAGGUGCCGGAGCAGGCACAGCAGCAGAAGCAGCAGCAGGAGCAGCAGCAGGAGAAGCAACACAAGCAGCAGCAGGACCAGCAGCAGGACCAGCAGCAGGAGCAGCAGCAGGAGCAGCAGCAGCAGCAGGAGCAGGUACACGAGGAGGACGAGCGCGAUGUCGCUGCGCGCAGCCGCGGCCGAGGGGGCCGCGAAGCCGGCGGGGUGGCGGCGCGGCGCGGCGGCCGUACUGGUGGGCCCUCAAGCGCGCCUGUGGCGGCUGCGUGCGGGGACCAGGGCCCGCCGAGGCGGGAGACGCGCAGCACCGCAGCCGCGCGCAAGGCGCAGGCGCAGCGGUAG
Molecule: messenger RNA, 2562 nt
Organism: Monoraphidium neglectum
Lineage: Eukaryota; Viridiplantae; Chlorophyta; Chlorophyceae; Sphaeropleales; Selenastraceae
Exons: 10
Coding region: 1-2562 (853 amino acids)
Biological process (GO): protein phosphorylation; mitotic DNA damage checkpoint signaling
Cellular component (GO): nucleus; cytoplasm
Molecular function (GO): ATP binding; protein serine/threonine kinase activity
Source: RefSeq, a predicted model, not a curated record